CUCGUUUCGAUAGCUGACAUCAAAAUUCAGGUAACCUUGGAAUAAUAUUUCAAUAAAUAAAUAAAUAUUGCACAAAAAAAAAAGGAUAAUCAAAGGGAAAUGUGGAAAGCAGAAGUUUUGGUGGCCAAAAUGCAGCUGCUGGAUCACAUGUACAUUGAAAAACUAUACGCUUUGUUCCUCAAACCUUUCUUUAAAAAUCCCAUUGGCCAGUUGCUGAUAUCCUUUGGGCUGGGCUACUUUGUCACCACUAAAAUAUCGCAAAUAUAUACAACAUUUUUAGGGAAUUCCAGUGAAUUUCAAACAAAUGGUCUCAAGGAUAAGAAAGACAUUCAACUUCUGCCCACAGAAAGGGAGGUUCUUCUACUUACCAUCAAGCAACUGGCUGCCUUUAAUGGCAUGAACCCAGAUCAACCAGUUUAUACAGCAUUAAAUGGCAAUAUAUAUGAUCUAAGUCCUUGUCGGGAGAAGUUCUCCAAACAAGGUCUUUUCUCCCAUUUGGCAGGAUGUGAUGCCAAUGAAGUCCUACGUACAGCAUACUAUGCGAUGGGUGUCUGUGCAGAUGAUUUAAUAAAUCGCUGGGAACAGAGUCUUAUGGCUGAAUUCAAUAUAGUUGGUUAUCUGAUUGAUCAGGAUAUGGAGAGUAAUAGCGAGAGUGCGGAAAUGAGGGACAAGAGUAUCAUAAAUAACUCGAUUACUAAAGAUGACCUUGGCGAGCCAUUAAAAUAGAGUUCAUUAAACUGUAAUUACUUACCUUUAA
Molecule: messenger RNA, 757 nt
Organism: Drosophila serrata
Lineage: Eukaryota; Metazoa; Arthropoda; Insecta; Diptera; Drosophilidae
Gene: c-cup
Product: calcutta cup
Source: RefSeq, a predicted model, not a curated record